This is a messenger RNA of Cottoperca gobio, 1247 nucleotides long. RefSeq names its product endonuclease G, mitochondrial-like. NCBI's taxonomy places the organism in Eukaryota, Metazoa, Chordata, Actinopteri, Perciformes, Bovichtidae. Gene Ontology annotation, molecular function: RNA endonuclease activity; nucleic acid binding; metal ion binding. Gene Ontology annotation, biological process: apoptotic DNA fragmentation. Gene Ontology annotation, cellular component: nucleus; mitochondrial inner membrane. The record is from RefSeq and is a predicted model, not a curated record. The transcript has 6 exons. Bases 52 to 963 code for a protein of 303 amino acids.
UCAGAUGACGUCAUCAGAGAGCGUCUCGAGCAACUGAUCACCGGAAGCAGCAUGAGGCUGUGGUGUCGGACCGGAGCGACCUUGGUGCUCGGAGCGGGACUGGGAGCCGCAGCGAGCCGCCUGCUGAGCGUCAGAGGCGGGGAAGAGGAGGAGCAGAGACCCGAAGGUCUGCCGGAACUACUGAGCAAAAUCCCGGUGCUGCCGGUACCGAGAGUGGAGGCGUCCGAGCUGACGCAGGUGAGUCCAGGUGGGUCCGGAGCGCUGAUGAAGUAUGGCUUCCCUUCAUUGGCCAACAUCAAGACCAGAGAGUCCUACAUCACCUCCUACGACCCGCGCACACGCACUGCAUCCUGGGUAAUAGAGAGGCUAAACCCCGCCUCCUUGAACGGCCCGUCAGACAGGAAGUACUGCGACUUCAAAGAGGACGACAGCGUGCACGUCUUCCACCGGUCUACUAACGCUGACUACAGGGGGAGUGGCUUCGACAGAGGUCACCUGGCUGCUGCAGCCAAUCACAAGUGGAGCCAGAAAGCCAUGGAGGACACCUUCUACCUGAGCAACGUCGCCCCACAGAACCCUAACCUGAACCAGAAAACGUGGAACAAUCUGGAGAAACUUUGCCGCUCUCUGACCAAACGUCACCUGAACGUCUACGUCUGCACCGGGCCACUCUACCUGCCCAGGCAGGAGGCUGACGGGAAACUUUACGUACGAUAUCAAGUCUUAGGACGAAACCACGUUGCCGUGCCGACGCACUUCUUCAAGGUGUUGAUCCUGGAGCAGGCGGAGGGCAGGGGGGUGGAGCUUCGGUCCUAUGUUUUACCAAAUGAACCAAUCGAUGAGAAGAUUCCUCUGGAGCGUUUCCUGGUUCCCAUAGAAACCAUCGAGAGAGCGGCGGGACUUCAGUUUGUCCCAAACAUCAUGAAGAGGACGAGCAGCCUGCAGGCCAUCACUGCACGAUGACUACACUACCCACAAUGCACUGCACACAGGAGCAGCUGUGGCUCAGCACGACGAAGUGUCCCUGACUCUGAAUGAAUGCUAACAUGUGUUGUAAAGCACUCUGAGUGAUCACAAAGAUUGGAACAGCACUUUAUAAAUGCAGUCCAUUAAUAUUUACAUUAUUAAUAAUUGAUGCUCGACUCGUCAUGUGAUCUGUGAAAACUGAAAUGUUUCUUAUAUCUAAACCUGCUUUCAUGUUAACUGUACAUUAACAUAUUGAUUCAUAAAUACAAUAAUUACAUUUG